UGAGUUCUUGCAGUUGUGUUUUCAUGCAUGAUUUUCUACUUUUUAAUUUGUAUAUUACUGUCCGUUAAGAAUGAGGUUUUAAUUUGUUCUGUAAUGUCAGUUUAAAAUUCAAAGUAACGCUUUGGGGUGACUUUGCUAGCUCGGUUAGUGAAAGUUUAAGCCAGAUCUUGAGAAACCUGUGAUAGGCGUGCUCACGAGUGCGAAAUUGUCAACUUUUAGGGAGGAACAUCAAAUUGGAGCCUUGCCGUCGACAAAGAUUUACUUUAACCUCCCAAUUGAUUCAGUUGCUGAAUAUCGUGAAAGAUUGCGGGAAGAAGGUUAUAAACCAGGAAAAGUAUAUGCUGAUUCCACAUCUAAUGCUUCCACAAGGAUUGUUAUUGAGAAGACGUCCUUCAAGCAGAUGAUUGAAGAUCCCGGAAAUUUUCGGUACAAGAGGACUGUAAUGAUCAAGUUUGUCAUUACCAAAGUUGAGGAAGAGGAUAACUGGUGGUUCAAUAGCUGUGUUUCCUGCCAGGCUGAGGUUGAAAAAAUAGACAAAAAAUUCAAGUGUCACGAGUGUAACCGCAGUUUUGGAUACUGUGAGAAAAGGUUUCGCAUUUUUGUUCUGGCUGACGACAGCACGUUACUGACAAAUGUAAUUCUUCUUGACCGAGUUGUUAAGCGUUUGGCUGGCACUACUGUAGCUAAUCUCCUAACUCAGAUUAAACAGGAUAACUCUGUCACUGUUGCAUCUGCUAUCUUUGGUAGCAUUAUCGGAAAAGAGGUCAUUGUUCUGCUGCAGUUAACAGAUGCUAAUGUGGCCGGAGAUAGUAAUCUCUACAAUGUAGUAGAUUUGUGUGAUUCUGCAAUGUACGAAGGUGCAAUGGUUUUGGCAUCACCAACUCAGGCUACCAGUUCAUUUUCUAUGGAGGGUGACUCUGUUGUUCCUGGCAUUGAGCUUUUUGAAACUCCAGGUUCAUCUCAUUCAGCCACAAAGAAAAUCAAAGUGGAGGAUACCCCAGCAUGAUGCUACAAGCGGCUUGAUUAUGCACCCCUGUGCUGCGGCCUGUGCUCUUUUUCUGCAAUUACUAGACGUUUUCAAUUUGUUUCAAGAAGUUUUUUUUGUUCUCCACUGUGAUUGGAGUGUUUCCCUAAGUUGUUCUGUUUUAUUCCAGUUUCAGGACAAGGUCUUAUGUCUUAGUUUUUGUUGAAUUGUUUUCCAGAUGUAUUGGAUCCAAAUGCUUUCAGUCUAUCGUUGUUUAUGCAAAACUAUCUCAUAAUUUGCACUUG
Molecule: messenger RNA, 1269 nt
Organism: Daucus carota subsp. sativus
Lineage: Eukaryota; Viridiplantae; Streptophyta; Magnoliopsida; Apiales; Apiaceae
Exons: 8
Coding region: 401-1006 (201 amino acids)
Source: RefSeq, a predicted model, not a curated record